Messenger RNA from Penicillium waksmanii, 1065 nucleotides. Its product is annotated as putative oxidative stress response protein Oxr1. The record is from RefSeq and is a predicted model, not a curated record. NCBI's taxonomy places the organism in Eukaryota, Fungi, Ascomycota, Eurotiomycetes, Eurotiales, Aspergillaceae. Gene Ontology annotation, cellular component: nucleus. Gene Ontology annotation, biological process: response to oxidative stress. The transcript is spliced from 3 exons. Bases 1 to 1065 code for a protein of 354 amino acids.
AUGUCGUCUUCAUCACAAGGGGAUGCCCCCUCUGACGCCCCCUCAACCUCCACCCUAGCCGACUCUCACAACCCCCAGCAAAAACCCGGCUCCUUCAACGCCGCCUCCUACCUCUCCUACCCAGUCAGUCACGUCGUCUCCGGCCUAUAUCGACGCCUGACAGAUCCAAACAUCGCUGCCCCUGACUCCUCCGUCAUGCCGUGGUCCUUAUCCUCCUCUUCCUCGGAAGUCUACACUCCGCGCCGAACAGCUUCACCCUUCCAACCACCACCUCUCACACCUUUAGCCUUGACCAUCCCCAAAGGCGAAGACCUCCUGCAGCAACAACUCCUUACCCGCGCCCUCGCCGAAGAGAUCCGCCUCCUUGUCCCCGCCCGCCUACAACUAGUCGAGAACUGGCGUCUCGCCUACAGUCUCGACCGCGAUGGAGCCGCCCUAUCCACUCUCUACGACAACUGCGAACAAUUCUCUCACCGCAGCCCGCGGGCGGGCUACGUACUAGUGAUACGCGACUCCUCGCCCAGCGGCGCAGUCUUCGGCGCCUACAUGACCGACGCACCGCACCCGGGUUCCCAAUUCUUCGGCACAGGCGAGUGCUUCCUCUGGCGCGCGAGCGUGCUCCCACCCCCGAUCAGCCUGGGACUGGCAUUCUCCGGCGACGGGCCCCAAUCAGAAGAAGCGCUGGAACGCGCCGGUCUACCGCCCCUCCUUCUGCGGACACAACCCACGCUGGACGAUGGAACGAAUCUCGCCGCCGCGAGUGGUGGUGCUCUGGCGCCGCCUUCGCCUUCGUCAACUGCUACUCCUUCGCGGAGUGGGGCGAGUACCCCCGAGCGCAUUCGGUUCAAGGCUUUCCCGUAUAGUGGUGUUAAUGAUUAUAUGAUGUUUUGCGAAACGGGAUUCCUCAGCUUAGGAGGCGGAGAUGGUCAUUAUGGGCUGUGGAUUGACUCUGGCCUUGAAAAGGGCGUCAGCGCCUCUUCUCAGACCUUUGGGAAUGAACCUCUCUCCGACGAAGGUGUCAAGUUUGAUAUUAUCGGCGUCGAAGUGUGGUAUGUCGGCUCGUGA